Messenger RNA from Paramacrobiotus metropolitanus, 1759 nucleotides. Its product is annotated as zinc metalloproteinase nas-14-like. Bases 101 to 1381 code for a protein of 426 amino acids. The record is from RefSeq and is a predicted model, not a curated record. Lineage: Eukaryota; Metazoa; Tardigrada; Eutardigrada; Parachela; Macrobiotidae. Gene Ontology annotation, biological process: proteolysis. The transcript is spliced from 6 exons. Gene Ontology annotation, molecular function: zinc ion binding; metalloendopeptidase activity.
UGUAUGGUUUUCAGCGAUCAAAACUUUGUUUACAGUACAUCCUUACGCCAGUCGAAACAGCUGAUCCUUCCAUUAGUGCAGCCUCAUAUCUAUAUAAAGCAUGAUAGCGAACAUUAUCGGCAUUUGUAGUGCAGCGACACUAUUAAUUUCUUAUGCAAAACCGGAAGAGUUAUCGGAUCUGCCACCCGACUGGCGAAAGUUUAUCGACCCAGAAAUACUGAAAGAAUCCAUGGGGAAAAAUUUGCGAAUGAUAUAUAGGAAGGACUUGUAUGAAGGCGAUGUUUUAGGAAUAGAUAAAUCUAGCAACACAAAUAGUAAAUUAAUGCUUCGUGACGUGAUAAGGAAAAGGGAUUCCCUGUGGCCCGGAGGACGCGUACCAUUCAUGAUCAGCAACUCUUUCAAGUUCGAGGAAGAGGCUGCAAUUGUGAACGCAAUGGUAAAUCUUUCGCGCGAGACCGGUCCCGAUUGUAUUACAUUUUACCGACACCGUGAAUCCGACCAAGAGCCUUAUGUUUAUUUUUAUCGAGGAACAGGUUGUCAGUCAUACGUUGGUGUUCAAAGCGCGUCGCGACAGGAUAUUGCACUACACGCGAACUGCUUAGAGGAAAUCGGACUUAUACAACAUGAAAUCAUGCAUGCACUUGGGUUCUAUCAUGAAAUGUCACGGGCAGAUCGAGACGAGCAUAUUACGAUUGUUUGGAAGAAUGUCGACCGAGAGCAAGAAGACAAUUUCAAGCAGUACGGAGGCGACAUGCAAGGGCUGCCAUAUGAUUAUGAGUCAAUCAUGCACUACCACUACAACGCUUUUGCGAAAGAUUACAGCCUGCCUACCAUCCUCCCCAAGGUUGAAAAGGCCCCCAUCGGACAGCGUAAACGAAUGUCACGGCUGGACGUUGAACGUAUUCGGAAAGCCUAUCAAUGCGAUUCACUACCGACUGCACCGAAAGAACCUCUGAAAAACGAUAUGGAUAACGAGCGCCGUGACCCGGCUAGCAUCGGCACACUGACGUCACCUAUCAAACCGGCAACCGAGACACCAACGGAAGCAAUCAAAUCAACUGAGUCACGCGCUUCGACAGUUGCAAUCUCUGCAACUACGGCAACGUCUCUCAGCACCGCAACAACUAGCCCGAAGAAAUCAGUUUUCGAUCAGUUUGGCUUCUUCGUACCCUGGCUUUUUACCACGACCUUUGCCCCUAUCCCGAUGAGCGAAGAAAGUGGCAAGGAAACUGCCUGUGCACACUGCUCCAGCACGACAGCAGCACCGGCUCCAUUUGGGAGUUUCACUUUCCUCCCAUUUCAACCCUUUGUCAAUCCUAAAAUUCCUAUUACUAAUUUCAGUCAACAAUUUUUUCCUUUCGGAGCUCCGGAUAUUGGAUAAAUGCCUUUAAACUGAACGCAAGAAAAUGUAGUUAAUCGAAAUCUAAGGCAGCAUGUCACCGUCAUUAAGUCAGCUGAACCAUAUAUUAACACGCUAUGCGUAGAAAGCGUGUAUUGCGUACGUACGUGCUGUGACGUACGUGUUAUCUGUUCUGUUACGUACGAUUGCUGUUCUUAUCUAACGCAUUUGAUCACUAAUUACAUUGGCGAUUCUCGUUGCAUGUUCAGUGUGUUGAGGAGGUGUUCGAGUCUUGGGCUUGACGAGUGAGAAGAGUCUGAAGACUGAGAAGUUAGCUUUUACUAGAAUGUAGGUGUGACCUUCUGGUAGAAGUGCGUUCUGUUCUGUUGAUUAAACAUUUGGGAAGUUCCUGAGUGUUUG